This is a messenger RNA of Phodopus roborovskii (desert hamster), 1200 nucleotides long. RefSeq names its product meiotic double-stranded break formation protein 4 (gene Mei4). The transcript is spliced from 4 exons. Lineage: Eukaryota; Metazoa; Chordata; Mammalia; Rodentia; Cricetidae. Gene Ontology annotation, biological process: meiotic DNA double-strand break formation; oogenesis; homologous chromosome pairing at meiosis. The record is from RefSeq and is a predicted model, not a curated record. Bases 11 to 1183 code for a protein of 390 amino acids. Gene Ontology annotation, cellular component: lateral element.
AAAAGCCAAAAUGGAUGGUCAGACGUGGUAUUUGAAAACUUCAAAGCUGGCACUGGCUUUGGCGAUUAUCCACACAAAACCAGCAGACAGAAGCAGCAGAGAGUAUACAGAACACCUUGUGGCCUUGGUGACCCAGAAGGAGUCCAAAUGUAAAUCAAAAGUUGAAGCUCUAGAAGCUGAAGUUCUGCAAUUACGUCAAGAACUUUUCCUGAGCAGGAUUUCCUCAGGGUUGUUUAACAAUGGACAUGAUGUUUCCCCUGCAUUGCCAGAUCAGGAGCCUACAAGUUCUGAAAAUACAUUGGCUUUGAUGGAUGAUUCUGGAUGUGUUUUAUCAAAUGAGCAAAGAAGUGAACCUGCAGAGCUGUCCCAGCAUUUUGUGGAGAGCUGCAGCCCCCCACCGCUUCUCCCAUUGCCUCUUGAGAAAAAGCCAUGCAGCACCCUGAAAAAUCCUCCGUCUUCUCACAUGCAGUUCUUGCAACGUCUACUUGAACUGAAGAAACUGACAGAAUCCAGUAGUCUGAAAAUAUACUUAGCCCACUUUGAAAAGGACUCUUCCACAGUUUCUGAUUCUGUUUCCCAGUUGUUAGAUGGCCUGAUCACGUUUUACCGUAAUCCUAAACUCCCUUUCUCAAGCUUUUGGACAGAAGCUGUUGGUACAUUAGCUAAACUGGCAAGUGAUUUUAAUUUAUCUAAUCGUAUUCUUAAAAAAUGUUCUAAGAAGUUGGAAGAAUUUGAGAAAACUCUCCUUCAGGCUAUUUUAGGGAACAACAGUAUAAACCGGUUCCAGGUGCAGCAUUACAUCGCUCAGAGUCUAUUAACCCUAGGAAGUUGCAGCCUUUUGAGAAAGUCUAUUAUAUUGCUACUACUAUCAGAAGUGAACAGCUUUGUGGACCACCUGGGAGCCAUCAAUCAGGGUCAAGGCAAUUUUGAUGUGACACGCUAUGAAAAUAUUUUUUCUCUGUUCUGGAUUCUGGAACAACUUCUUCAACAGGAGACCCAUGGAGAUCCGGCUUUACGUAUUGAUCACAGCAGCCCAGAAAUCCAGACAUUUCUUCAGAAGCAUGAUGAAACCAUCUUCCAACUCUCAGAUGCAUUUCCUUUAUUUACUUUUUACUUAUGGAGACUAGGCAUUCUUUUGAACUCAGCAGAGAUGGAGACUGUUGAGAAUGAAUCAUUUCCUUAGCAAUCUACUGUAUAUCA